Molecule: messenger RNA, 1209 nt
Organism: Mollisia scopiformis
Lineage: Eukaryota; Fungi; Ascomycota; Leotiomycetes; Helotiales; Mollisiaceae
Product: SIS domain-containing protein
Exons: 1
Coding region: 1-1209 (402 amino acids)
Biological process (GO): carbohydrate derivative metabolic process
Molecular function (GO): carbohydrate derivative binding
Source: RefSeq, a predicted model, not a curated record
AUGGAACACUAUCCCGUCCAGAACAGUGAGGUUUUCCUCCUGGGCUCUUCUCACGCACCAAACGUACCGCCGCCCUCACCACCCUCUCCCGCCACACCAUGUGAGCGAGCUCUAUCACCGCCUCCCGAGGACCUCAUGUCGAUGACCCCUCCUGAGAUACAAGAUUCUUGUCCUUCUUUCUCUCAACGCCUCUCAAAUGCCGUCCAUGUCCUCGGUACCGAAGCGACAGCACUCUCAUGUCUCACUCGUCUAUAUGAGACGGAACCAGUUGCUCGAGGAGGAUUCAACUCAGCAGUUGAAGCUAUCACUAGAUUCAGAUGUGACAAAGGCAAGCUUGUCAUCUGUGGUAUUGGAAAGAGCGGCCAUAUCGCCAAGAAGUUGGUCGCGACGAUGAACAGUCUGAAGAUUCACGCAAUCUACCUUCACCCGACCGAAGCACUGCACGGCGAUUUAGGAGGAAUCGGCAAAUACGACACUAUCCUGCUCAUCACCUUUUCUGGCAAGACACCAGAGCUGAUCCAACUACUUCCUCAUUUCGACACCUCGCUUCCCCUGAUAGUCAUGACAUCACAUACUCAUCCAUCAACAUGCGCAAUUAUUAAGCAACGACCAGAUGCUAUUCUUCUACCUGCACCAAUCCAUAAGUCCGAGACUGACUCAUUCGGCUUCAAUGCACCUACGACAUCUACCACCAUGGCUCUUGCCCUUGGGGACGCCUUAGCCGUCGUCAUCUCGAACGAGCUACACAUCAACGUCCAAGCCGUAUUCUCACAAAACCAUCCUGGAGGAGCCAUUGGACAAGCAGCCAAAGGACCGUCGAAGAUCUCGGACCUUUAUAUCCGUCUUUCAGACCUUCCAUCUAUCGAUCAUGCAGCCAUCACCGGCGCAAACGUUCUGAUGUCCGCCUACCAAUCACCCUCAGGCUGGGUACGACAAGGCGACGACACAGUCAUGUCACCUCGCCGCAUCCGCCGCCUCCAACAAGACGACUUCGAAGAACCGGCCAUGUGCAUUCAGGGGCUCAUGGUGCCACGAAAAGAGUGGAUCGAGAUCCCAUCUGAGACGAGCCUACCGCAAGCGCGGGAGUGGAUCAAAAGCAUGCGGUCGUCCACCUGUGACGGCGAGACCAAAUACAGUGACGAUGCUAUUCUCGUCGUCAUGGUCGACGGCGACGUUUCUGGCGUUAUAGAAAUUGGGGAGGUUAUGUGA